GGCGGGAGCGGCCCGGCCAGCAGAGCUGGAUCGGGCUGUGGAGUCCGGGCUGAGUAGGGCACAGACGGCAGCUUCUGGUCCCCGUGCUGGCUGGGCAAGGCACCCUGCCUGGAAUCCUAGGUGGGGUGCUCGGGGCGAGGUGCCACCUUGCUCUGGCUGGGGAGGCGGACGAUGAAGAGUGAUGGGGCAGGCGUGCGGCCACUCCAUCCUCUGCAGGAGCCAGCAGUACCCGUCAGCGCGGCCAGCUGAGCCGCGGGGCCAGCAGGUCUUCCUCAAGCCGGACGAGCCGCCGCCGCCGCAGCCAUGCGCCGACAGCUUGCAGGAUGCUCUGCUGAACCUGGGCUCUGUCAUCGAUGUGGUGGGCCUGCAGCGUGCUGUCAAGGAGGCCUUCUCCUCUGUACUUCCCAAAGUGGAAACUGUCUACACCUACCUGCUGGAUGGUCAGUCCCGGCUGGUAUGUGAGGACCCACCGCAUGAGCUGCCCCAGGAGGGACAAGUCCGAGAGGUGGUGACCUCCAGGAAGCGACUGACCUGCAAUGGGCUGAACAAUUCAGAUAGGCUUGGGAAGCCAUUGGCCGAACUGGGAGCUCCGCUGACUCCUGACACCCAAGUGCUGCUCAUCCCGCUGGUGGACACGGAGGCUGGGGCUGUGGCAGCCAUCAUUCUGGUGCAUUGUGGCCAGCUGAGUGACCAUGAAGAGUGGAGCCUGCAGACCGUGGAGAAGCAUACCCUGGUUGCCCUGCGGAGGGUGCUGACACUGCAGCAGCGCGAGUGCCGCGCGACCCCCGAAGCAACCCAGAACCCCCCGGAGGCGGAUGGCAGAGACCAGAAGGACGGUGUGGUCUACACGGAGCAGGACCAAAAGAUUCUGCAGCUAUGCGGAGAACUCUAUGACCUGGAUGCCUCUUCCUUGCAGCUCAAAAUACUCCAAUAUGUGCAGCAGGAGACCCAGGCCUCCCGCUGCUGCCUCCUGCUGGUGUCCGAGGACAAUCUCCAGCUUUCCUGUAAGGUCAUGGGAGAUAAAGUGCUGGAAGAAGAGAUCAGUUUUCCGCUGACCACAGGACGGCUAGGCCAGGUGGUGGAAGACAAGCAGUCCAUCCAGCUAAAAGACCUCACCUCUGAGGAUGUGCAGCAGCUGCAAAGCAUGGUGGGCUGUGAGUUGCAGGCCAUGCUCUGUGUCCCUGUCAUCAGUCGGGCCACUGACCAGGUGGUAGCCUUGGCCUGCGCCUUCAACAAGCCAGAAGGAGACUUGUUCACAGAACAGGAAGAGCACUUGAUCCGGCACUGCUUCCACUAUACCAGCACUGUGCUCACUAGCACCCUGGCCUUCCAGAAGGAGCAGAAACUCAAGCGUGAGUGCCAGGCUCUUCUCCAAGUGGCAAAGAACCUCUUCACUCACCUGGACGAUGUCUCUGUUCUGCUCCAGGAAAUCAUCACGGAGGCAAGAAACCUCAGUAAUGCCGAGAUCUGCUCCGUGUUCCUGCUGGAUCAGAAUGAGCUGGUGGCCAAAGUGUUCGAUGGGGGCGUGGUGGAUGAUGAGACUUACGAAAUCCGCAUCCCUGCCGACCAGGGCAUCGCAGGUCAUGUGGCGACCACCGGACAGAUCCUGAACAUCCCAGAUGCCUAUGCACACCCUCUUUUCUACCGAGGCGUGGAUGACAGCACAGGCUUCCGCACGCGCAACAUUCUUUGCUUUCCAAUUAAGAAUGAAAACCAGGAGGUCAUCGGUGUGGCUGAGCUGGUGAACAAGAUAAACGGUCCAUGGUUCAGCAAGUUUGAUGAGGACCUGGCCACCGCCUUCUCCAUCUACUGCGGCAUCAGCAUCGCCCAUUCCCUCCUGUACAAGAAAGUGAAUGAGGCCCAAUAUAGAAGCCAUCUGGCCAACGAGAUGAUGAUGUACCACAUGAAGGUCUCAGAUGACGAGUAUACCAAACUGCUCCUUGACGGUAUCCAGCCCGUUUCGGCUAUUGAUGCCAACUUUGCCAAUUUCACCUACACACCACGUUCCCUGCCUGAGGAUGACACUUCCAUGGCCAUCCUCAGCAUGUUGCAGGACAUGAAUUUCAUCAAUAACUACAAAAUUGACUGUCCAACACUGGCCCGGUUCUGUUUGAUGGUGAAGAAGGGCUACCGGGAUCCCCCCUACCACAACUGGAUGCAUGCCUUCUCUGUCUCUCACUUCUGCUACCUGCUCUACAAGAACCUGGAGCUCUCCAACUACCUCGAGGAUAUCGAGAUCUUUGCCUUGUUUGUGUCCUGCAUGUGUCAUGAUCUGGACCACAGAGGCACCAACAACUCAUUCCAGGUGGCCUCGAAAUCUGUGCUGGCUGCACUCUACAGCUCUGAAGGCUCUGUCAUGGAGAGGCACCACUUUGCACAGGCCAUUGCCAUCCUCAACACCCACGGAUGUAACAUCUUUGACCACUUUUCACGGAAGGAUUAUCAGCGUAUGCUGGACCUCAUGCGGGACAUCAUCCUGGCCACGGACCUGGCCCACCACCUGCGUAUCUUCAAGGACCUGCAGCGCAUGGCAGAAGUGGGCUAUGAUCGAAACAACAAGCAGCACCACAGCCUGCUCCUGUGUCUUCUCAUGACCUCCUGCGACCUUUCGGACCAGACCAAAGGCUGGAAGACCACUCGCAAGAUCGCGGAGCUGAUCUACAAAGAGUUCUUCUCCCAGGGAGAUCUGGAGAAGGCCAUGGGCAACCGGCCAAUGGAGAUGAUGGACCGGGAGAAGGCCUACAUCCCUGAGCUGCAGAUCAGCUUCAUGGAGCACAUCGCCAUGCCCAUCUACAAGCUGCUGCAGGAUCUGUUCCCCAAGGCCGCGGAGCUGUAUGAGCGUGUGGCCUCCAACCGCGAGCACUGGACCAAGGUGUCCCAUAAGUUCACCAUCCGCGGCCUCCCGAGCAACAACUCUUUGGACUUCUUGGACGAGGAGUAUGAGGUGCCAGGGCUGGAUGGCUCGGGGGGCCCCAUCAAUGGCUGCUUCAGCCUGGAUGCAGAGUGAGCCCCCCCCCCCAUCUCUUCCUCACUGCCCAGCCUCUUCCCAACACUUCUGCUUGGAAGUGGGUGGAGGCUCAGGGGUUCUAGAACAGGACAUCUCAUGGGAUCCUGGGCCAGCCCAGCUUUCUGGCCUCCUCGACUGUGUAAUGGAAAGAAGACUGAAUCAGACUUUGUCAUUUGUUCUCUGAGAACAUAAGGACCAGUGACGACUGUGGGUCAGCUCUGGCCUCUGCCUGGGCAGGUCCUCCUGUAUCCCUCCUUAGAGUCUCUUUGGUCCCUCCUGCCCCAUGUGUCUGUGACCAUCUCCUGGCUCCUCACACAAGGAGGGGUACCCUGAGCAGAGGGGCAGCUUAGACACAUCAUGCCCUCUGCUGAUGUUGAGAGCUGCAGGGAACCUCCACCCCAAGGCACAUGCCAAGAGGGAGGAAGCGAGCUAGGGAACAUGCAGGCUGGCAUCACUGGCCAUGGGGAGCAGAACUGCCUCCUUCAGGCUCUGUGACUCCUCGGCAAGACCCUUCCCCACUCUGGGCAGAGCUGGAGGGGGAGACUGUUCAUUCCUUAAGACCACUUUUAGAUCAAAGACCCAUUGCUCUGUGGGGUUCCAGGAGGGGCCCUGGAAGGCCCCUGCACCCCAGGACAGAGCCCAUCCUGAGUCCCUCAAUGGCCCCUAGAAUAACCCUUCUCCUGAGUGGCUCCCCCAUUCCUGCAGCCUAAGAAGAACCUGGCCUCUGCCCAAACAAGACUUCCCUCCUGUUCAAGGCCAUAACUACCCACUCCCAGCUCGGGGGGAACCCCCCACUGGCCUCCUAAGUCAGUGGCUUCAGUACCCCCUCUCUGUUCUGUUCUGUAUGUGUUGUGGGGGGGAGGGGGCACCUGCCUUACCUAUUCUGAGUUGCCUUUAGAGACGCAUUUUUCUAGGACUCUGUGCAACUGUCGUUAUGGUCCUGUGGGCUGACCGCUUUGUACAUGAGAAUAAAUCUAUUUCUUUCUACCAGC
Suncus etruscus (white-toothed pygmy shrew) is the source of this 3999-nucleotide messenger RNA. RefSeq names its product phosphodiesterase 2A (gene PDE2A). Gene Ontology annotation, biological process: cGMP catabolic process; regulation of mitochondrion organization; positive regulation of gene expression. NCBI's taxonomy places the organism in Eukaryota, Metazoa, Chordata, Mammalia, Eulipotyphla, Soricidae. The transcript has 31 exons. The record is from RefSeq and is a predicted model, not a curated record. Gene Ontology annotation, cellular component: mitochondrial matrix; cytosol; nucleus. Gene Ontology annotation, molecular function: protein homodimerization activity; 3',5'-cyclic-GMP phosphodiesterase activity; 3',5'-cGMP-stimulated cyclic-nucleotide phosphodiesterase activity. The coding region runs from base 182 to 3007 and encodes 941 amino acids.